AUGCAGAAGAUUUACUGCAGUGCUGAACUGAAAUUACCAAGUCGUCGAGUAUCAGUGGGUGUCGUCCUUGUAUGCUUGGCUGGUAGUGCGCAAUUUGGAUAUCAGGAUGCAAUAUCGAUGAUUGCUUGGAACGGUAAUGCAGAUGCUUUUACUGAAGAUGUUGUCAAGCAGAGCCAUUUCGACGAUCACUCAAGCAUAAACAUUCAUCUUCUCAUGUUUUAUGUCGGCUCUGCAAUCGGCUUUUUGUGUUUUGCGUUCAGUGCUCGAUUAUUGCAGAUACAUUGUGGUCUUUUAAUUGGCUUGACUAUGAUUGUUUUCUCGUCGUCACUUUUCAUACCCUUCAGCUGUAUGGCUGCGUUCGGUAUAUCCUCAUUCUUACGAUUGUUCGCUGGAAUUUCAAUUGGAUUUUUCAUUGGAUAUCAAACGAUUUUUAUUAAUGAGAUUUCAUUGGACGCAUAUCGUGGUAGUCUUCUUAUUUUUAGCGGAAUUUCUGUGUCACUUGGUGCCGUCGUCGGAGUGACAGUUGCACAUUUGGGUGUAUUGAAGUGUGCAAAUUGCUUGUAUUUUGCUUUGUCAAUACCAGCCUUAACAUCGAUUCUAAUCUUUAUUUACAUGAUGAGGCUGAAAGAACCACCCAUUAUACUAUUAAUGUGUGGCUUAGACGAAAAAGCCGAACAAAGCGCUCAAUAUUAUCAUGGUGACGAAAAUACUGGAAAGGCACUUUGCGAGGCAUCUGCUAGACUUCGAGCUCAGAAACAUUCUGCGAUGCGGUGCUUCGCACCAGUAUGGUUGCGUGCGAUAGCAGUGACGAUGUCUGUUAAUAUCAGUGCAGCCUUAUGUCAGCAAUCACCCAUCAUACGCACAUUACUGCCGAUACAGUUUCAUCAGGUAGCAUAA
Messenger RNA from Anisakis simplex (herring worm), 897 nucleotides. The record is from the annotation of a GenBank genome assembly. NCBI's taxonomy places the organism in Eukaryota, Metazoa, Nematoda, Chromadorea, Rhabditida, Anisakidae.